This is a messenger RNA of Physcomitrium patens, 1575 nucleotides long. Its product is annotated as 20 kDa chaperonin, chloroplastic. Gene Ontology annotation, cellular component: mitochondrion; chloroplast. Gene Ontology annotation, biological process: positive regulation of superoxide dismutase activity. Gene Ontology annotation, molecular function: protein folding chaperone; ATP binding; protein-folding chaperone binding. NCBI's taxonomy places the organism in Eukaryota, Viridiplantae, Streptophyta, Bryopsida, Funariales, Funariaceae. The record is from RefSeq and is a predicted model, not a curated record.
AUGCACGAAGUACGUUAGCUACCAAUGCUCUGUCACGGAGAACAGAGUGAGCCUGGUGUUCGGAGGGGCAGAGGGCACAGGACCAUCCAUCUCUGCUGAGAGGGGGGGAGCAGGCAAAGCGUCGGCAGCGAGCGAGAGUGAAAGCCAGGGGAAGGAAGGAAGGGAAGGGGCAUUAUCCACAAGGAAGCUCCCAGAGACACGCGACGACGACGGGGACCAAGGAUCAAGACCAAAGCCUCAAAGAAAGGACCCUGCUUCCUCCCCUCCGCUUUUCUGGAGGGUUCCAAAGACCCAUCAAAGCCCAAAACCCCACCUCCCCUCUCAUCCCGCAGCGCAACUUCUCUACUCUCGGACGCCCUCUUCGGUUCGAUUCCCCAUUCCCCUUCCCUUCCCUUCCCUUCCCUUCACACUCCGUCCUUCUGUCGCCCCCAAUUCCAAUUCUCUCCUUCUCCCUCCUCUCUUCUCGCAUUGUACCGCGCUGCCCUGCGCUGCUGCGUUCACGUUUUGCGUCGCAUCCUUGAUUCAAUCAAUCCCCCCCCCCCCGCAAUGGCAGCCCAGGUCGGAACGGCGCUCAACGCCCGGACCUGCAAAUUGGCCUCCUUCCAGGGCCUCAGGGCUACUCCCGGGCGCUCUGCCCAGCUCAACCCUACUAGCCACGUCUCCUUCGCUGCCUCCUCUCCUCGCAGGUGCCUCCUCAUCGCGCGCGCUGCCACAGCCGUAGCGCCCCAGUUCACGACGCUCAAGCCCCUGGGCGACCGUAUUCUGGUCAAGAUUCAGGCCGCGGAGGAGAAGAGCAUGGGCGGCAUCCUGCUCCCUACCUCGGCGCAGACCAAGCCCCAGGGCGGGGAGGUGGUGGCCGUGGGGGACGGCAAGACCCUGGGCGACAAGAAGCUGGAGUCCGCUGUGAAGUCCGGCGCGCAGAUCGUGUACUCCAAGUUCGCGGGCACAGAGUUGGAUUUCAAUGGCGAGCCGCAUCUCCUGCUCAAGGAGGACGACGUUGUGGGCCUAUUGGCGACGGAUGACGUGAAGGACCUAGAGCCGGCCAACGACCGCGUGCUCAUCCGCGUGACGGAGCUGGAGUCGAAGACGGCCGGGGGCGUGCUGCUGACGGAGAACGCGAAGGAGAAGCCCGUGAUCGGGACGGUGGUGGCGACGGGACCGGGCGCUUACGGCGAGGACGGCGAGCGGAAGCCGCUGGAGGUGCAGAAGGGCAACACGGUGCUGUAUUCGAAGUACGCGGGGAACGACUUCAAGGGCAAGGAUGGGACGCAGUACGUGGUGUUGAGGGUCCAGGACAUCCUCGCCGUGCUCGCAUAGCCAAUACUCCACACUCUCUCUCCUCCUCAGGUUGUAAUUUAGUGAAUGUAUCUGGCAGAAUUGGUACCUUGAUAUAUUUUACAAGUUAGUGAUUAGAUAGUGGAUCAGAAUUUGGUACAAGAGGUUAAGUGGAACCGUUGGAAGUUUUGUCUGCCUGUCAUGGUGGUGAGGUAAUUCUUUGGUAAAUUGUAUCUUUGUGAAAUGGAUUCUUGGACAUUUAUUUCAUUUCUGCCUAAUGUCACCUGUUUUUCUACUUUA